Molecule: messenger RNA, 1572 nt
Organism: Solea solea (common sole)
Lineage: Eukaryota; Metazoa; Chordata; Actinopteri; Pleuronectiformes; Soleidae
Gene: fech
Product: ferrochelatase
Exons: 11
Coding region: 165-1376 (403 amino acids)
Biological process (GO): heme biosynthetic process
Molecular function (GO): protoporphyrin ferrochelatase activity
Source: RefSeq, a predicted model, not a curated record
CCCGGUGGUGGUUAAAGGAAUCCGUCUGACACUCAUGAGCGGCCACAGCGUCACUCUGUGAAGGGAAACACUCGUGGGUCCGGCGGCUGUCAAGUGGGAGGAUCCAGGCUCUGUUUGACCGGGGGAAGAAGGACGUUUAUCGGCUUCGGAAACAGGACAUUAGCAUGAUGGCAGUGCUGGGCAGCGCCGGUCGCUUUAUCCAAUUCGUCAGGAGCAGCGUCAGCCUGAGUGUGAGGAGACGCUCCACCGCUGCUGCGUUAGCCCAGACUGCAACGCCAGAGACACAGGAGAACAGGAAACCAAAGACUGGAAUCCUGAUGUUGAACAUGGGAGGACCAGAGAAACUGGAAGACGUCCAUGACUUCCUGCUGCGACUCUUCAUGGACACGGACCUGAUGAAACUCCCCAUUCAAAAUAAACUCGGUCCGUUCAUCGCCAAGCGCCGCACGCCCAAGAUCCAGGAGCAGUACAGUAAGAUCGGAGGAGGCUCGCCCAUCAAACACUGGACGUCCAUGCAGGGAGAGGGCAUGGUGAAGCUGCUGGACGACAUGAGUCCCGACACAGCUCCUCACAAGUUCUACAUCGGUUUCCGCUACGUUCACCCGCUGACGGAGGAGGCCAUCGAGGAGAUGGAGAAGGACGGCGUGGAGAGGGCGGUGGCCUUCACUCAGUACCCGCAGUACAGCUGCUCCACCACAGGCAGCAGCCUGAACGCAAUCUACCGUCACUAUAGCAACAGAGACGACAGGCCCAAAAUGCGCUGGAGCGUCAUCGACCGUUGGCCCACUCACCCACUGCUGGUGGAGUGUUUUGCAGAAAACGUGAGUAACGAGCUGCAGAAGUUUCCUGAAGAGAAGAGGGACGACGUUGUCAUUCUGUUUUCAGCACACUCGCUCCCCCUGGCUGUCGUCAACAGAGGAGACCCGUAUCCUCAGGAAGUGGGAGCCACAGUUCAGAGAGUCAUGGAGCGACUGGGACACUGUAACCCUUACAGACUGGUGUGGCAGUCCAGGGUGGGGCCGAUGCCGUGGCUCGGCCCUCAGACUGACGAGGUGAUCAAAGGCCUGUGUGAACGAGGGAAGAAGAACAUCCUGCUGGUGCCCAUCGCCUUCACCUCUGACCACAUAGAGACGCUGCACGAGCUGGACAUCGAGUAUGGACAAGUGCUGGGGGAGGAGUGCGGUGUGGAGAACAUCAGGAGAGCCGAGUCGCUCAACGGGAAUCCUCUUUUCAUGAAGGCUCUGGCAGACCUGGUCCAGUCCCACCUGAAGUCCAACGAGCCAUGCUCCCGUCAGCUGACCCUGCGCUGCCCGCUCUGCACCAACCCCACCUGCGGGGAGACCAAGGCCUUCUUCGCCAAGCAGAAGCUCUCGUAGAAUCACACACACACACACACACACGUGCUGCUGUCGCCUCUUUGAACAGCAGGGGGCGACCUGAGAGGAAACGAUUAUGGCCUUUUUGACAAACUGAAGCUUCACUCACACAAACACACAGGGCAAGAGCGACAGUUUGGUCUUACGUUUUUGUUCAUUUCACUUGACGAAUGAAAAGCUACAGCAAAAAGCCUCA